UACUAACGUUCGUACUAACGUUAACACUAAAGUUCGUACUAACGUUAAUACUAAAGUUCGUACUAACCUUAAUACUAACGUCUUUACUAAUGUUAAUAUUAACGUUCGUACUAACAUUAAAACUAACGUUCGUACCAACAUUAAUACUAACGUUCGUACUAACAUGAAUACUAACGUUCGUACUAACGUUAAUACAAACAGCGUAAAAGGGUAG
Messenger RNA from Racocetra persica, 214 nucleotides. The record is from the annotation of a GenBank genome assembly. NCBI's taxonomy places the organism in Eukaryota, Fungi, Glomeromycota, Glomeromycetes, Diversisporales, Gigasporaceae.